Molecule: messenger RNA, 1108 nt
Organism: Gadus macrocephalus (Pacific cod)
Lineage: Eukaryota; Metazoa; Chordata; Actinopteri; Gadiformes; Gadidae
Product: B-cell receptor CD22-like
Exons: 6
Coding region: 1-966 (321 amino acids)
Source: RefSeq, a predicted model, not a curated record
AUGCCUCAGCUGUGUAAAGCACAUUGUGUCUACCUGGACAAGCAAGAAGUGCUGCUGGAGCUGACCGUCCCAUGGGAAGACCGCCUGGAAGAAGCCUUUGAGAGGAAGCUAUCCAAGGAUAGCUUUCCUUCGAAGAACGAGGGCCUCCAGCAAAGCAUGGUGACAGGGAGGAAGGCCAGAUACCGCGGAGGAGACCCAGACCUCCAGGUGAAAGUCUCCUUUCCUUACCCUACCAAGGCAAAGCUGGAGUGUCACAGCAUGUGUGGUCUAGCUGGUGACCCUCACUACAUCUGGUUCAGGAAUGGACAGUAUGUACUACAGGGAAUGAACUACUGGAUCUACAUUCAGUCUGGAUACAGCUAUUCAUGUGCUGUUGAAGGAUAUGAACAUCAACACUCUCCUUUAGUGUAUGCUCCAAAGACCCCCUCAGUGACCGUGAGUCCCUCUGGUGAAAUAGAGGAGGGCAGUUCAGUGACUCUGAGCUGCAGCAGUGAUGCCAACCCAGCAGCUAACUACACCUGGUUCAAGGUUAAUAGAGAUGGUUCCUCCAGGUUCAUGAACCAGGGACAACAGCUCAUCUUUAGGUGGAUCCUAUCUUCCGACUCUGGACGAUAUCGCUGUGACACUCAGAAUAAGCUAGGGGAUAAAUGUUUUUUCAUCUCUAUUAACGUAAAAUAUGGGCCUAAACACAUAUCUGUGUUAUCAAGUCCCUCUGGUGAAAUAGAGGAGGGCAGUUCAGUGACUCUGAGCUGCAGCAGUGAUGCCAACCCAGCAGCUGAGUACACCUGGUUCAAGAACAACCAAUCUCUGCUCUGGGAACCAAGUCAACCUCAUACCUUCCCCUCAGUCCGCCCUGAAGACAGAGGAACGUACCGCUGUCAAGCAGAGAACAAAUAUGGACUACUUCGCUCGAACUUGCUAUUCAUGGAUGUCAAGUGUGAGUUGAAUAUCGGACUAAUAUGUUAACAUCUUUUCUAUAUCUUGUCUUUAAAAUGCAGAGCUGGUAUUAAUGUAUUACUGCUUGCCUGUAAACAACUAUGAAUCACUUAUUAUACUUGUACACACUGGUGGUGGUUAGUGAGGUCCCCCUUCACUGUAUAGCAUCUUU